Molecule: messenger RNA, 1434 nt
Organism: Xenia sp. Carnegie-2017
Lineage: Eukaryota; Metazoa; Cnidaria; Anthozoa; Malacalcyonacea; Xeniidae
Product: ras-related protein Rab-1A-like
Exons: 5
Coding region: 190-711 (173 amino acids)
Molecular function (GO): GTP binding; GTPase activity
Source: RefSeq, a predicted model, not a curated record
UUUGACAUACUCUAGAUCCGCCCCUGAUUUUCAGAGUUGCUCCGCUGUUUCGCGAGGCUUUCCGAUCUUAAAAAUAAGAUACUUAGCUUUUCUACUGAUUGACAUUUUUUGUAAACGUUUGUUGUAAGCGAAUAUGAAUAUGCCGAAACUUCAUUUUGCAACACAUGUAUAAUAUCAUUGUGCUUAUUGAUGGACUACCCUAAAGCCCAAUGUAGAUGGGAAGACGCACCGAGAUAUUCAUUUAAGGUAGUAGUUUUGGGUUCAAAAGGUGCGGGCAAGACCAGCCUUUUAAAACGACUCAAGUUUGACAAGUUCGAAGGCGCUGCUUCUAAUACUAUCGGAGCAGAUUUUUUAACUCACACCAUCAACACUGACAAGGACAUGGUGCAGUUAACGCUGUGGGACACUGCUGGAGAAGAGAGGUUUAAAUCUUUGACUAGUCAAUUUUAUAGAAAAGCUGAUGCGGCCAUAAUUGUGUUUGAUUUGACAUUUGCAAGAUCUUUCAAUGAAGCAAAAGAUUAUUGGAUUGAUGCAUUUAGAAAGGUUGUUGGAAGCUCGGCUUAUAUUGCUCUUAUUGGAAAUAAAAGUGAUCUAGAGACAAAACGUGAGGUAGAUAGCGAAGAGUUUAAGGAGUUUGCUGAUCUUAAAGGCAUUUAUGCAUUGGAAACCAGUGCAAAGGACGGUACUAAUGUCCAACAUCUGUUGGUAUAAAUGACCUCAUUACUGGCACAAUGAUUGAUGAUGUUUUCUUCACUUUUCAAGUCAUUGGCGUCAACUGAGAAGAUUUUGAAUGUUCGGAGACUCUAAGGCCGGUAUUCUAAAAGCUCACUCACUCAAACUCAUCUCAUAAAUAUCCGAACAAUGCAUUUUUACUCUACCCAUUGAUUACUUUAAAAUAUUUUUGUAAAACUCUUGCCGUCCAUGUAGAAAUGACUUUGCCUUUGAUUAGAGAGAGCGCAGUUUUUAUGUCCCCCUCAGUGAGCGUGAGUGUGAGUGAGCUUUUAGUGAGCAUGAGUGUGAGCGAGCUUUUAGUGAUUGUGAGAGUGAGUGUGAGUGAGCUUUUAGUGAGCGUGAGUGUGAGCGAGCUUUUAGUGAGUGUGAGUGUGAGUGUGAGUGUGAGUGAGCUUUUAGUGAGUGUGAGUGAGCUUUUAGUGAGCAUGAGUGUGACUGAGCUUUUAGUGAGUGUGAGUGAGCUUUUAGUGAGCGUGAGUGUGACUGAGCUUUUAGUGAGUGUGAGUGAGCUUUUACAAAACGGACGUGACUAUUUGUAAAUUGCUGUUUUGGUUCAUAUAUAUUACAUGAAUUCUAGCAUUUAAUGUCAUAACCAUAUAUAUAUCUUAUAUUACACGGUCAUAACAAUGGAUCACUGAUCUCGAAAUAGGACUAAUUCGACAUGGAAAAAGUUAAAUAAUAAAAAACAUUGGGCACCCCAUA